CUUACAACUACUCGAGACUGUUUUAAGCAUGGCCAUCUAGAUACAAAGUUUUGUCUGAAAUUAUUUUUAUGUUAUUACAUUUUCAUACAGCUUUACAGAAUAUUCCAUAAUGACUCUGCUAAGAUAUAUAAACCGACAGCCUAUCAAUAAAUUUUUCUUCAGAAAUCUAAGUCUCGAUAAUUUUACAACAGGUAUGUCUAGAGUGAAAAGCCCAAUAAAUGCUUACUUUAACCAUUAUAUAAAUUUACCGUUACCAGAAAAUAAAAUACUUGCCACGUAUGUAUGGAUAGACGGAAGCGGAAUACACAUGCGUUGUAAAGAUCGCAUUUUAAAUAAGGAACCUUGUGACUUGAGUAUGGUUCCUAAGUGGUCAUUCGAUGGAAGCUCAACAGGACAAGCUAAAACAAACGAUUCGGAUACUUUCCUAAUCCCUUCUGCCAUAUAUAGAGAUCCUUUUCGGAAAAGUCCUCAUGUAAUUGUACUUUGUGAAACUUAUUAUGGUGAUGGAACACCCACACCGACGAACCACAGGGCUCAUUGUGCUCAAAUUCUCAGUAAAAUAUCGGACCAAGAACCGUGGUUUGGAAUAGAACAGGAAUACACUAUGUUUGACAUUGAUCUAUGGCCACUCGGUUGGCCAAAAGUACGAGGUUAUCCAGUAACAAAAUCAAAAUAUUCUUACUGUGGUAUCGGUGAACAUGUUGCCGGAAGGGAUAUCGUGGAAUGCCAUACUAGAGCUUGUAUUUAUGCUGGAAUGGAUUACGAAGGUUCUAAUGCGGAAGUUAUGAAAGGUUCGUGGGAGUUCCAAGUCGGCACCACGAUGGGCGUAAAGGCGGCAGACGAUUUGUGGUUAGGCCGGUUCCUUCUCAAUAGAAUAGCCGAAAAGUUCGGUGUAAUUAUUAGUUAUCACCCAAAACCAGUCGGCAAAAAUCAACCAGGCAUUGGAUGUCAUCAUAAUUUCAGCGUCAAAAAGAUGCGUUGUGAUGGAGGAUUAAAAGAAAUAGAAAAGGUUUGCAAAAUUCUGUGUGAUCAACAUGACAAAUUAAUCAAAAAUUAUGGUCUCGGAAAUGGAGAAGAAAAUAAAAAGAGGCUAACAGGAAAAUUUGAAACAGCCUCCUAUGAUUCAUGUCGAUGGGGUGUAGCAGACCGAGGUGCAUCGGUCCGACUUCAAAAAAGUGUAGUUUCCGAAGGAAAGGGCUUUUUAGAAGAUCGACGUCCUGCUGGAGAUUGUGACCCCUACAGAGUAUGUGCUUUUCUGGCGGAGACAUGUCUUUGAAAACAUUUAAUGUAAUUUUCAGAACAUUAUUAUUUUUGGCCUGCUUUAUAGCUCAAUUUGUUUAAUAUUAUUGAUUUCGUUCAAUCGUAGUAUAGAUGAAAGAAAAUUAUGUGGUAAAGUUUUGUGAUUUGAGAUAUUAAACUGUAUAAUUUGAAAUAUUU
This is a messenger RNA of Manduca sexta (tobacco hornworm), 1437 nucleotides long. Its product is annotated as glutamine synthetase cytosolic isozyme-like. Bases 110 to 1276 code for a protein of 388 amino acids. The record is from RefSeq and is a predicted model, not a curated record. The transcript has a single exon. Gene Ontology annotation, cellular component: cytoplasm. NCBI's taxonomy places the organism in Eukaryota, Metazoa, Arthropoda, Insecta, Lepidoptera, Sphingidae. Gene Ontology annotation, molecular function: glutamine synthetase activity.